Molecule: messenger RNA, 1389 nt
Organism: Symbiodinium natans
Lineage: Eukaryota; Dinophyceae; Suessiales; Symbiodiniaceae
Source: the annotation of a GenBank genome assembly
AUGGCACGUGCCCGGCAGCAGCACGAAGACGCUGUGCGGGCCUUCGAGCAAAAGCGAACCCAGCGCGAGCUGGCGGUGCCCACUGGAGACGCGCAGGUGAAAGCCAAGCUCCGAGAGUUUGGUGAACCAGCGUGUAUCUUCGGCGAGGGGCCGUACGAGCGGCGGGACCGCUUGAGGACCAUCAUGGCAGGGCGUACCGCACCGACCUUGGACUCAAAGAGGCAGGAGUCGACUGGCGACGAGGACCUCUUCUACACUGAAGGGGUGGAAGAGCUGUUGGACGCAAGGGUGAAGAUCGCGGACUGGUCGCUGGCCAGGGCCAACCAGCGAUUGGUGAAGGAGCGACGACAAAGGAUGGAUGAAGACCCGGUGGAAUACGAGGAGCGGGUGGAUCGCUUCUCCAUGUUCCUGCAAAAGUCCAUGGUGGCCGAGGUCUCGCAGGUGGGCGAUGAGCGGCCACUGACACAGGGGAAGUUCUCCCCAGAUGCCUCGCUCUUCUGCACCUCCUCCUGGUCUGGCUUCAUCAAGCUGUGGAAGACCCCUUCAUGCGAUCCCGUCCUGACCAUCCGUGUCGGCGAAGACAGGUGCAACAGCGUGGCAUGGCACCCCAGUUGCAAAGGCACACCUCCCUUUGAGGGCAACACGGUGCGCUUGGCCUCAGCCUCCGCAGACUCCAGGAUUAGCCUCUGGUCGUUAUCCGAGAGCCAGCCAGUCAACGUGCUGGAGGGCCACGAGGAGCGGGUCAACAGAGUGGUGUUCCAUCCGAUGGGCGAGCACGUGAUUUCCACGUCUCAUGACAUGAGCUGGCGGUUGUGGGACGUAGAAACAACCACAGAGCUCCUGCUGCAGGAAGGCCACUCUCGGCCAGUGUAUGGCUGCUCAGUGCACCCUGAUGGCUCUCUUGUGGCCACCAGUGAUCUUGGUGGUGUUGUUCGAGUCUGGGACUUGCGCAGCGGUAAGACCGUCAUGCCUCUGGCGGCGCACGGCAAACAGGUCCUUGCCGUCGACUUCCAUCCACGCGGCACCAUCCUUGCGACGGCCAGUGAUGAUCACAGCAUGCGUGUCUGGGAUUUGCGGAAGAGGAGGUGCACGCACAACCUCUUGCUCCACAACAAGCUUAUUUCGGAGGUGAGCUUUGAGAAAGGUGAGGGGCGCCUGGUGUUGACUUCCAGCUACGAUGGCACAGUGAAGAUUUGCUCUACGACAGACUGGAAGGUCGUGAAGGUUCUUAUUGGUCACGAGGGCCGCGUCAUGGGUGCUGACCACAUCCCUGCCGCUGUUGGUGGCCACCACUACAUAGGCUCAGUGGCCUUCGACCGCACUCUGAAGUUUUGGUCGACGCAGGGCAAGGCCGAGCCUCCCGUCGAUGCCACCGCCUUCAUGACCUGA